GUGUUGUAUCUUCACUUCACUUCUCUUGUCCAUUUUUUCCCUCUGUUUUUUAUUUCCUUGCUCUGCCUGUCUGGAACACGCUGUGCGGAAUUCACGAUACGGCUAUUUAUUGAACAAUAGCAACAUUGUUGCUCCAGAGGUGAAGACGUCUACAAAGCACAUGACCUUACACAUUGUUCCAUCACGUACCAAAAUCCACUUCACUUAUCUCACCCCUGCGUUUCUUCCCACAGAACCUUCUUGUUCUACAAGCUUUUUGUUUUCUCGAGACACAAUCACCGAGUAACUUCCACCACACACAUACACAAACAUAUCACAAUGCCUUCUUUACGGAAAACCUUUGUCGCGGCACUCGCCGCUUUUCCCAUAGUCCACUCCCACAGUUGGGGAGAGCAGCUUCGCAACAUCGACGACAAAGGCAAAUAUGUGGGUGCCUAUGGCUAUCCGCGAGGCAUGGUCGACCGGGGUCAAAAAGGCCCCGAUGGGAAGGAUACAGACAACUCCAUGACCUGGAGGAUGCCCGAGUCCAACACCGAGGGUAAGGUCUUCAUCGACGCCGACCAACUACUCUGUGCGCCAAUGCAACGAGAGCAACAACAAUCCUCGGAGAAGUUCCCGCGCCUCAAGACUGUGCCUGGCGGCUUCAUCGCCAUCCGCUACCAGGAGAACGGUCACGUCACACUUCCACAAAACAACCCCGAAAAGCCGGAAAAAGGCGGCACUGUCUACGUUUAUGGUACAAAAGAGCCAAAGACAGAUGAGAAGCUUUUCGACGUCCUUCAGUGGACCCAGGAUGGACAGGGUGGUGACAAGCGCGGAGUUUUGCUAGCCAUGAACGACUACGAUGAUGGCCGCUGCUACUUGAACAACGAGACCCCCGUCGCCAUGGAACGCAAGGUAGCCGACCCCGCCUACAUGGCCAACACACCAGAGACCGGCCCUGCCAACUCAGUCAUGUACUGUGAAACAGACGUGAAGCUCCCAGAAGACGUCGAGCUUGACAAGGCCUACACUUUGUACUGGGUGUGGCAGUGGACUUCUCUUCCUGGAAAGACACCAGGUCUCGACAAGGGCAAGGAUGAGUAUUACAGCACUUGUAUCGAUGUCGACGUUGCAUCUCCCAACGUCGCAAUGCAGGCUCUCGACUUCGCCGACAUGUCCGAAUACGCCAUGGGCCAGCAGGAUGCUGUUGGCACCGCUGUCAGCGACUGGAGUGCGCGAACUGCACUUUACAACGAGAUGCCGUUGAAGCGCGAGAUGGGCCCUGUUACCUCUCUUCUUUCAGGAGGCGGCUCUGAUGGCGGCAUUCCUUCUGCGACCGGCACCGCUCUUCCUUCUAUUCCUACUGGUGGACCGCCCUUCUCCAACAGCACCCGCUCUGCCGUUCCGACUACAUCUGCGGUUGCGAUCCCAACCUUCAGUGCCCCUCCUGGCGUCAUGCCUACCCCUUCCCAGCCUGGCAACGAGGGCGUUCUCGUCGUCACAACCACCGUCAUGGUCACUGUCACCGCACCUGCUGCCACCCAGCCUAUUCCGCCAGUAGUCACUACUCCUCCGGCGUCGAUUCGCAGCAUCUACUACAAGAACGGUGCCAAGUUCCGUGGAUUGAUUUGAGAAUGAGCCUCAUCCAUGUUUCCAACAACUCUAACUUUCCUUUUUUUUUCUCUUCAUGUCGUCUGCAUGUCUUUCCUUUGUAAAUCUCCCCAAACCCUUGUUUCCUGUGGCAGGCCACUGGUGCAAACGAGUACGAUGAUGAUGACGCACGAUCAACGAUGCACAGGCGAAUCAUGUUUCCUUUGAUUUUUUACAUAGCGUCGGUGUGUUUUUGUUUUCUUUUUUUCGGUUCUGGGAUAUGGAUACGGACGAUACCCCCUUGCAUACAUCCAAUGGCGUUUUUGAUUUUAGCAUUCCUAGAAAACAAUACCCAACAUGGCC
This is a messenger RNA of Bipolaris sorokiniana ND90Pr, 1935 nucleotides long. RefSeq lists its product as uncharacterized. The coding region runs from base 319 to 1614 and encodes 431 amino acids. The transcript has a single exon. NCBI's taxonomy places the organism in Eukaryota, Fungi, Ascomycota, Dothideomycetes, Pleosporales, Pleosporaceae. The record is from RefSeq and is a predicted model, not a curated record.